Messenger RNA from Linum trigynum, 3626 nucleotides. Lineage: Eukaryota; Viridiplantae; Streptophyta; Magnoliopsida; Malpighiales; Linaceae. The record is from the annotation of a GenBank genome assembly.
ACGGUUCCGCAAUCCUUCUCCACAAUACAAACGGAAUAGCUGCCUGCAAGUUCUCCCCCAAAAGCCCUAGAAAAAGCCAAUCCCUUCCUUUCCUUCUGCCUCCAUUGCCUCCUCUACUCUGCAACACCCGGAGAUCUGUUCUGAUUGCCGCUCUCCGCGUUUCGUUGUCCUUCGCUGUUUCUUUCGGUAUCUUUUGGAGGUGCUCUUUUCUGCUAAUUCGCGUGUUCGUUAUUGUUCCCGUUUGUUUUGUUUUGUUCACCGUAGCGGGAAAAGGUCCCGAUCUUGCGAUUCUUGUUGGCUGAUUUCAUUGCUGCUGUUUUUUUGAUUGGUUGAUUGGUAGAUUAGUUUGGAUUCUGUUGCUUUUGAGUAACGGAUGCGUAGGGUUGAUGGGCUCUUCGAUGUAUGUUUCCGAUUGUUGUUCUGCGUGAUUGUAGAUUUGUAUUAGGGUUUGGUGUGAUAUUCCCAAGAUUUUGUCGAAUCUGGUCUUUCUUGGUAAUGGGGUAUUGUUUUUCCGAUCAUCUUUUUAUUGCUUUUUGGGGUCUGUGUUCUGAGAGUAUUUACUCUUGUCAUUGAUGAAAGAGGAACCCACAGGAUUGGAACCGCUUGUUUACUUACUUCUGUGGUCUGUAUGAUAAUUGGUGCAUAAAUGUCUUUUACGUGUUAAUGCAUACUUGAUUGGGACUGAGGAGUCAAGAAUCCAGUUUGCGCGAUUUUGGUUUUCAAUCAUUCGGGUGUUGGAAAACCUUAUCCCUUUCUUGUGCAUUUGAAGCAAUUGAAUAUUCUUAAUUUUUAUAUGUCUUCAUUCUCGAUCUGACUUCAUCUAUGGAUGUAAGUGUUUUCCCUUUCAUUUUCUUCAACUUCUGGCCUGACAACUGUUGUGUUUUUGGUUGUUCAGGAGCUUUGCUGGAAGGGUGGCUGCAAUCUGCAGAUUGUGAAAGUGAGAUUCUUUUAUGUCCAUACAGGCCAUUUUCAUCCCGGUAGAUAUUGGAUUGCUAGGUAAUCGUUGUCUGCUUUCAAGGAAAAAGGAGCGGCCUCUGUUGCAUAAAAAAAUCAGCUGCAUGCAUACUGGGCCAUUUAACAAACACACAGAACUUCAUGGUUGCUUCUGGAUGCAACCUUUGACCAAAAGAGUGAAGUCUUUUCUCGCUGAAAGAUCUUUGGCAGGCAUCAGCAGCUCUUCGUACCCUCUUCAAUCCAUCUGUUUCCCUCAGCAACUCUAAACAAGUCUGAACUUUGAUUUACCUUUGUUCGAGACAAGAUGGCGUUGCAGAACAUUGGUGCUUCAAACAGUGAUGAUGCCUUCUACAGGUAUAAGAUGCCUAGAAUGGUUACCAAGAUUGAGGGCAGAGGUAAUGGCAUCAAGACAAAUAUAGUCAACAUGGUUGACAUUGCAAAGGCCUUGGCUCGGCCAGCUUCUUAUACCACCAAGUACUUUGGCUGUGAGCUUGGUGCUCAAUCAAAAUUUGAUGAGAAAACUGGCAUUGCUCUUGUGAAUGGCUCACAUGAGACUGCAAAGCUUGCUGGACUUCUGGAAAUCUUCAUAAAAAAAUAUGUUCAGUGCUACGGCUGUGGGAACCCAGAAACCGAGAUACUCAUAACCAAAACUCAGAUGCUUCAACUCAAGUGUGCUGCCUGUGGAUUUAUAUCUGAUGUGGAUAUGAGAGACAAGCUGACCACUUUCAUUUUGAAGAACCCACCGGAAUCAAAGAAGGGGUCAAAGGACAAGAAAGCAAUGAGGAGAGCUGAGAAGGAACGGCUAAAGGAAGGUGAGGCAGCAGAUGAGGAGUUGAAGAAAGUGAAGAAGGAUGUCAAGAAGAAGGGCACAACUACUACCUCAAAGGAUGUCUCAUCCAAGGCUGCAAGUACUAAGAAGAAGGCAAGUGGAUCUGAUGAGGAACGUGUGUCACCUACACAUAGUAAUGAUUAUGAGAAAGAAGACCACGAGGAUGAUGGUGAUGAUGACGACGAUGUUCAGUGGCAUACUGAUACAUCUGCCGAGGCAGCCCGCCAGCGCAUCCAGGAACAAUUGAGUGCUGCUACUGCUGAAAUGGUUAUGCUUACUACCAUUGAAACCGAAAAGAAGGCCAAAGAAGCUGCGAAAGCCAAUGGCAGCAGCCCGAAAAGUGCUGUUUCUCCUAUAGCCGAGGAGAAAUCCAAGGAGAACGGGAAGACGAGUUCUACCAGUUCUCCAACCAAUGUGUUGAAGGAAAGCAUCGGUAAAGGAAUUGCUGCAAGCCAGUUGCCCGGUCUUCUGGAUUCACUGCCUGGUUCAGGUCAGGAAAAGAUGGAUGCUUUAUUUUUGGCCUUGUUCGAUGGUGUCGAGAAGGGACUUGCGAAGGAAGUGGUCAAGAAGAAGAAGUAUCUUGCUGCUGUUGCAGCCCAGGGUGGAGAUUCACAGCUGCUUGUACUUGGUUCCAUCCAGGGUUUCUUUGAGAAAUCUGGUGCAGGGAAGGAGGUGGCUCUUGUUCUCAAAGCUCUGUACGACGCCGAUGUUCUAGAGGAGGAGCACAUUCUGCAGUGGUACGGGAAUCUCAGGGGAGGCAACAAGGAAUCCAAGAUCGUGAAGAGUGCUGAGCCGUUUAUUGAUUGGCUCCAGAAUGCUGAAUCGGAGUCAGAAGAGGAGUGAUUUGCAGGGGGUUGUUCUGUCAGUUGUCGUAGUCACUGAUGCUGUUGUUUGGGGUCGGCAGUUGUCUUGAAGAAUAAAGUGUCUGUUGGGACUCGGGAAACGCUACAAUUGUGUCUUUUUGUUGUUUCAAACUUCUUUCUUUAAUGCCGUUUGGUGUUCGGAUUGGAAUAACUAUUGUGUUUUUGUUUCUAAAGCUAUGGUAUGUGUCUUGAAGUUAAACAUUGUCUAUGGGAAUUUGUGUUUUGGCGCAUCUUAUUUCUUCAGCCUCUUCCUCUGUUUACUCUUCUUGAUGCUGAAUGGUUUGAUUUACGUAGGAUGAAAGCAAACUUGUUCCUCUAUAAGUGUUUUUGAAACCUAUCAAUGAAUCUCGGCUUCACGUGACACUUUGUAACAGCGGGGCCCACUAAACUUGGGAGCCACCUACAUUAAAUUCGACGCCAACAAGACUGCGCCCCCAGCAGCCUUGUACCUUCGGGAACACCAACGAGUCUCACUUGGAUUCGAACCUGGGAUAUGCAACUCUCAAACCUUCACUGUCACGAGAGGUUUACCGUUAGACUAUCAUUCCUUGGUAAUAAAAAAAAAAAAAAAAAGAAACCUGUUAAUUAGUUAAUUACCAAACCCAAAAUAUUUAACUAAUUAUAUGGGGACCAUUUACUAUGCUAACCCUACAGGAGUUAGCACCAUACUAAUCAUGACUUGUACUAGUCCAUGUCAGAGUUGUAGUACUACAAUUGCAAAAAACGUUGAAUACUACCGUCAAAACAAUGACUCCAAUUAUAAAUGCGUCAGAUUCAUAAUCCUACAACUUAAAACCACGACUAUAACGACAAAAAAAUAACCACAAUAAUUACAAUUAUAAUAGUACUACUAUUAUUUACAAUUAGCAACAAGGUUGUCAAGCCAGUAUCCGGUCGGGCUAUUCAAUCUAACCGAACGAAACCGAUCAUAUGAAUGAGAAUCAUCGAGUAUUAUUUUUAAAUAAAUUGAUUUUUAGAUU